Molecule: messenger RNA, 2802 nt
Organism: Lethenteron reissneri (Far Eastern brook lamprey)
Lineage: Eukaryota; Metazoa; Chordata; Hyperoartia; Petromyzontiformes; Petromyzontidae
Product: radial spoke head protein 6 homolog A-like
Biological process (GO): cilium movement involved in cell motility; axoneme assembly; cilium assembly
Cellular component (GO): radial spoke; axoneme
Source: RefSeq, a predicted model, not a curated record
GCCUGGCAACGGCGUCCCAGCGGCGGCGGCUCUAGAGGAGGAGGUUGCGGCGACUCUCGUCACCACAAAACUCCGUCCCCCGCGGAGCCGCGUGGAGCUUUGAGGAGGCUUGGUGGAGGCUUUGAGGAGGCUUUGAGGAGGCUUUGGGCUCGUCGCCGUCUCCGCACGAUCGGCGCGGGGCACCAUGGACGCGAACGCGGCGGAGGGAGCGGCGAGACGCGGCGUGGCGGAGGAGAGCGCCAAGGCGUUCCUGCUCAAGGCGGGAGGCGACGGCGCGCAGACCUCGCUGUACGAUCACCUGGCGAGCCUCAUAUCGCGUCUGCUGGACGAGAGGCCGAAUGGAGCACUGGGCAUGUUCGAGGAGCUGAGCCGUGAAGUGAAGCGCUCGCGCACGGCCGGCGUGGCCACCACGUUCCGGGACGAGCGGGCAACCAAUGCUCAGGAUGAACUCGCAAAGCUGCAGAGAGGCCUCUUUCCAGCCACUAAUGACAAGACAGACGACGACCCUGACGACGAGAUGGUGGAGUCUCCGCUGCCAAACCUCCUGGAGCAGGCCUUUUACUGGGAACAAGCCGGCGUAGGGCUGGGCCGGGAGGAGACCUUCCGCAUCCUGCUCGCUCUCAAGCAGCUGGUGGACGAGCAGCCACUGCAGCGCUGCCGCUUUUGGGGCAAGGUGCUGGCCACGCAAGGUGCCUACCUGGUGGCCGAGGUGGAGUUCCGCGAGGGGGAAGGCGAGGAUGAAGAGGAGGAAGGGGAGGAGGCUGACGCCGAGAACAAAGAAGGGGGGGAGGAGACGGACAGGACGUCGCGGGGCAGGGGGGAGAGCACGAGCGGGCAGAGCGAAGGCGAAGGGAACGGGGCAGCCGAAGAUGACGAUUACCCCAAGUCCGAGUACAAGCCGCCUCCCGUCACCCCCCGAGAGGCUACGCGUUUUGGUGCUAACAGGUACACAUACUUUGUGACCAACGAGCCAGGGAAGCCAUGGGAGAAGCUGCCGUGGGUCACUCCGGCUCAAAUCGUGACGGCACGUCGCAUUCGCCGCCUCUUCACGGGGCACCUGGACGCGCCCGUGAUUUCCUACCCACCCUUCCCGGGCAACGAGGCCAACCUGCUACGGGCACAAAUCGCCCGCAUCUCGGCGGGCACGCAGGUCAGCCCGCUGGGGUUCUACCAGUUUGAAGAAGAUGAGGAGGAGGAGAAGGAGGAUGCAGCAGGCGGACGCGAGACCUGCAUAGAGAACCCCGACUUUGAAGGCAUUCCGGUGCGGGAGCUGGUGGACAACCCGGCUAACUGGGUGCACCACACCCAGCACAUCUUGCCACAGGGCCGUUGCGUUUGGAUCAACCCAAAGCAACGCAGUGAGGAAUCAGAGGAGGAGGAACAGGAGGAGGAGGAGGAAGAAGAUAAGGAAGACCCAGAUGAGCCAGAGCCGGAGGUGGGACCACCCCUCCUUACACCGCUUUCAGAGGAUGCGGAGAUUGAAGGAACAGCACCAUGGACAGCCAGGCUGUCAAGCACCGCUGUGCCCCAGCAUGCCUUUGCUGUACUUCGCUCCAAUCUUUGGCCUGGAUCCUAUGCCUACUGCAAGGGGAAAAUCUUCGAGAACCUGUACAUGGGUUGGGGUGUGAAAUACGUGGCGGGCGGCUUCAGCCCUGCCCUGGUGCCAAUGCCCUGUUCGGAGUACGCGGGCGGGCCGGAGGUGGCAGAAGAAAAGGACCCAAGUGUGGAGGAGGAGCAGGCUUACCAUGACGAGGAGGCCCGCGCGCUGCCUGAGAAGGAGGAUGGGGAAGAAGAGGAGGAGGAGGAAGAUGAGCCAGAGGAAGAGGAUGACGAUUGAGGCAGCAGCAGGGAGCUUGGCUCCUCUGUGAAAACAAUAGCAGUCAGUGUUUUCACAAUGGUGAUGUUCCCAGUAAAACAACAAAAUAACAGCCAACAAGAGGAAACAUAAAUCAGCAUAGAAGCAAUGAAACACUUAACUUUUUGUAUCACUUAUGUUCAUUCUGAAAGUCACUGAUGUAGCAGGAAAUUUUGACCAAACUAAACCACAUAUGCUGCAUUUUAAAACAUUUCAUUUGAAAUAUACCAAUCUGGAAAUGGUAAAAGCAGUUUGUGAAAACAAGUUCUAUCAGAAUUUUGUGGGUUUUAAUGUAAAUGAAUAAAACAAUCUUUCCCGUUUAGUUCUCAUAUGCCCUCUUAUAAAUAAAAACAUCGUAAUUUGUGUUGAACAUUCAUUGCUAUGUAUUUUGAUGUUUUGUUAAAACAAGGGAAGGAUAUGUAAUGGCAUUUAAAUAUCGCAUGAAAGAUAAAAACCUGCAUUUGCAGGACUGUCACGUGAGACGUUGCCAUGAGACAUAUUUUAAUUUUCUGAAACAAUUCAACAGCUUAUAUUUGUUAUGAGAAACCUCGCUGUGCAUUCCUGGGUGCAAAUUACCAGCUGGCCUGGCAGCAUGGGACAGGUGUGAUCAUUGGGUGUUUGUUGUGCUGACUGCUGAGAAAUGCAAAUUUAAUUGGCUUUGAUCUAACAAAUUAAACAUUUAAUCAGACAUUCUUUUUGAAAAUGCAGAAAUAGCAUCUGGUACUUUUUCGUAAUUCUGGAAACCCGUAUCUCUAGUUAUUGUAUUCUGUGGAAUUAGCACAAUUAACGGUGUAAUGCGCAGUUUAAAAGUAAAUGUUUGCUUUGCAUUUAGUGACUUGAUAUUACAGACUGAAAGCCUCCCACGGUGGAUAAGAGUUUGGUAUUUUUUUGCACAGUAAAUGUUUAUAAAUUAUUCAGCAUUACCAUAAUAAAUCUUUUGAAGAGCA